AUGGCUGCCAACUACUGGGAAUCGACCCAGCGCAAACACUGGCAGUUCACGAGACAGCAGCUGGAAGAUUUCCGUACCAAGCUGGAAGAUGAGGACCGUAACCUCGUUCAGAUGUACCCUCUUCCACAACUGCGGCAUCUCAGUAUCUAUUUCAACCAGCAGAUUUCUAGGCUCGGAAAGCGUCUGGGUGUACGACAACAAGCCAUGGCCACGGCCCAGCUAUAUAUCCGUCGGUUCUAUUCAAAGGUCGAGAUCAGGCGGACCAAUCCAUACUUGGUGAUUGCAACAGCAGUAUACUUGGCUUGUAAGAUGGAAGAAUGCCCGCAUCAUAUCAGGUUGGUCGUCAGUGAAGGGCGGACAUUGUGGCCAGACUUCUUCAGCAGCGAUACCUCGAAGCUUGGAGAAUGCGAAUUCUUCUUGAUAUCAGAGAUGAGCUCUCAAAUGAUUGUCCACCAACCAUAUCGAAGUUUAACUUCCUUACAAGCUACGUUCUCUCUUACUCAAGAGGAAUAUGCUCUUGCUUGGUCGAUCAUAAACGACCACUACAUGACAGACUUGCCGCUCCUCUUUGCUCCCCAUAUCAUUGCUAUCAUGGCCAUCCUCCUGGCGCUAGUUCUGCGUCCAAACACUACUGGCAUUCAGUCCGCUAGUACCUCUGCUAAUAGUAUUGCGAGUGCUGCCCAAAGUGCUUUGAGUUCAGCUGGCCAAGCAAAGGCUGGCAGUGCAGAAAACAAAGCCGGGGGGCCGCGAACAAAGGUGCAAAAACUUGUAAAUUGGCUCGCAGAAAGCAAUAUUGAUAUCGAGGCCAUUGUUGAUUGUACUCAGGAGAUCAUCUCUUUCUAUGAGGUCCAGGAACAGUACAACGAGAAGCUUACUCGGGAGCAGAUCAACCGGUUUGUGAAAGCACGUGGGUUGGACAAAUAA
This is a messenger RNA of Amorphotheca resinae ATCC 22711, 924 nucleotides long. RefSeq lists its product as hypothetical. Gene Ontology annotation, molecular function: cyclin-dependent protein serine/threonine kinase regulator activity. Bases 1 to 924 code for a protein of 307 amino acids. The record is from RefSeq and is a predicted model, not a curated record. Gene Ontology annotation, cellular component: nucleus; mediator complex. Gene Ontology annotation, biological process: positive regulation of transcription by RNA polymerase II. The transcript is spliced from 3 exons. Lineage: Eukaryota; Fungi; Ascomycota; Leotiomycetes; Helotiales; Amorphothecaceae.